GUGUAAUUGGCUUGGCUCCACCCGCUGCCCUCUAAACCCAUUAAAGCUCUUUAGGUCCGACAUUUUUGCCUCUGAGUCAGAGCAAGAUGAGCUUCGGAGACCGACACACCGUGUCGUCCUACCGCAAGAUCUUCGGAGAUUCUGCCCGCUUCCCGACCUCUGCCUCCCGCAUGGGCAGCGCGGCUCCUCGGCCCUUCCCAGGGCCCAGAGCCACGACCGCGCCCCGCCACGGCGCGUCCUCUGCGGGGAUGUACAGACGCAUCGGUCGGUCCUCCGCUCCGUUCUCUCUAGUUCCGACCGGUUCUUUCGAUUUGAGCCAAACCUCUGUGGUCAACAAUGAAUUCAAAGUGAUCCGAACCAACGAGAAGGAGCAGCUGCAGGGUCUGAAUGACCGCUUUGCCAUGUUCAUCGAUAAAGUCCGGCAUCUGGAGCAGCAGAACAAAGUCCUGGAGACAGAGCUGGUGAGCCUCCGGCAGAAACACGGCGAGCCUUCCCGCGUCGGGCUUCUCUACCAGGAGGAGAUGAGAGACCUGCGCUGCCAGCUGGACGAGCUGAACCGGGACAAGAACCAAAUCCUGAUCGAGAGGAACAACAUGGAGGACGAGCUGCAGAAGCUGAGCGUAAAGUUCGAUGAAGAGGCGAGGGCGCGGGAGGAAGCCGAGCAAACCCUGCGGUCCUUCAGGAAGGAUGUGGACGACGCGGCGGUGGUCCGCCUGGACCUGGAGCGGCGCGUCGAGUCGCUGUCGGAUGAAAUCUCCUUCCUGAAAAAGGUGCAUGAAGAGGAAAUCGAGGAGCUGAGCAACAUGAUGGAGGCACAGCAGGUCUCCGUGGAGAUAGAGCUCGCCAAACCGGACCUCACCUCGGCUCUGAAGGAGAUCCGCAGCCAAUACGAGUCCAUUGCCUCCAAAAACCUGCAGUCGGCCGAGGAGUGGUACAAGAGCAAGUUCGCGAGCCUGAGCGAGCAGGCGAGCCGGAGCAACGAGGCGAUGAGGGCCAGCAGGGAAGAGAUCAACGAGUUCAGGAGGCAGCUGCAGUCCAAGACGGUGGAGAUAGAGACCCUGAGGGGCGCCAACGAGUCUCUGGAGAGGCAGAUAGGCGAGAUGGAGGACACGCACAAUGCCGAGGUCACAGCCAUGCAGGACACCAUUAGCCACCUGGACACGGAGUUGAGGAACCUGAAGAGUGAGAUGGCUCAGCACCUGAGGGAAUACCAAGACCUGCUCAAUGUCAAGAUGGCUCUGGAUAUCGAGAUUGCCGCUUACAGAAAACUAUUGGAGGGAGAGGAGACCCACUUCAACUCUGGGAUGUCGUUCGGCACGGCUAGCUACAGCUACCAAGCUCGAAGCUCGACCGAAUCGUACAAAAGCAGCCAGAGGGAGAAAGGAGGAGCCAUGAAGGAAAGCUUCAAGGGCAUCAGCGAGGACAAAGAAGAGGCAGACAUCAACUCCAACAACUGAACACAAGCAGGGGAGAAAUUACACCCAAUCAUGAGCAUCAAAGCUGUAACGUAGGGUUACAGCUUUGAUGCUGCAUAGUAAUUGCACUAUUAUGCAACUUUAAAACAAGAACUGGGUGCACAAGUUUGAAUUGAUCUUAAGUUUAGUCUAGUCUAGACGCCAUUUUUGUAGUUCUUUUUUUAUAGUUCUGGCUGGAUAAUUGACCAUUCAUCUUGGUAUAAUUUGCAUUUUGGGAUUAAUAUUAAGGUAUUUUCCUGUUUUAAACCCAUGGAUUGUACCUGAAGUGAUAUAAUAAUACCCUUUAAAUAAGAAUGUAACUAAGUAUCUAAUGUGAAUGCAUUAAAUUGUAAAAAUCUAUUGUAAUUGGUCCAAUAUGCAGAGGCGCUUCAAGAGGAGAGCAGGAGGGGCCACCUCUAGGAAAAAGAAAUAAAAAAUAUAUAUACAGUAUAUAGAUACCAACUAUAUAUAUAUUUUCCCCUUAGGAUAAAAAAUACACACUCUCAUAAGUAUAAAUAUAUGCACUUUUAUGACACCAUAAGGAAUUUGUUUUUCUUUUUUGUCAAUUUUAGGGGGAAAAAAUCAUGUUAUAUAUAAAUUUAUAUUAUUUUUUAGGAUUGUUGACUAAAAUAAAAUCAAUAAAAGAAUCCAAACUUUACCAAACCUGCAAAGUUGGGUAAUUUUUUGUUUUCCCUUCUGAUUCCUGCUUGUUGAUGCGGCCAUAUUAAAUACAUCUCAAUUCAAAGGUCCGCUUUGUGCAACCUGUUGCUGAUUGCUUAACUAAGUUGUAAAUCGUAGAUUGUCUACCUUAUACAGUUGUACCUGGAAAUGGAUCAGUCUGAAUAUUUUGACUCCAUAUUUUUUUUCUGGCAAUGUUGUUGGACAGAAUAAUUUAAACUGAUUUUUCAGGUGUACCUUUAAAAGUCUAGUAUGUUGAGACUUUUCUAGAGACAAAAAAACAAACAAAAAAACCCCAAUUGACCAAAACUAAGCAUUUCAGAAGCUUGCAACAACAAAGUAAUUUUGCUGCAGCUUUGAAACGUGAACUAGUAGACAAACAUAAAACUGAAAUUUAAUAUGUCCUUACAAAAGAGUCGGUUUUUAAUGUAGCUUCACCACUUUAGACUAAUUUAAGAAACUCAGACAAUAAUUUAAAAUAUACUUUAAAAUAAAAUAAAUAUCAUCCUCUGCUAUAUUCAUUUAAUAGACAAAAUGGCUGUUAUAUGUAGAAA
Molecule: messenger RNA, 2686 nt
Organism: Xiphophorus maculatus (southern platyfish)
Lineage: Eukaryota; Metazoa; Chordata; Actinopteri; Cyprinodontiformes; Poeciliidae
Gene: inaa
Product: alpha-internexin-like
Exons: 5
Coding region: 87-1457 (456 amino acids)
Biological process (GO): intermediate filament organization
Cellular component (GO): intermediate filament; postsynaptic intermediate filament cytoskeleton; cytoplasm
Molecular function (GO): structural constituent of postsynaptic intermediate filament cytoskeleton
Source: RefSeq, a predicted model, not a curated record